Molecule: messenger RNA, 969 nt
Organism: Fomitopsis serialis
Lineage: Eukaryota; Fungi; Basidiomycota; Agaricomycetes; Polyporales; Fomitopsidaceae
Product: XAP5-domain-containing protein
Exons: 6
Coding region: 1-969 (322 amino acids)
Biological process (GO): chromatin organization
Cellular component (GO): nucleus
Source: RefSeq, a predicted model, not a curated record
AUGUCGAACAACAAGGCAGAAGGACGUCGCGAGGAUGCAUUGGCAAAGCAGCGCAAUCAAAUGCGAGAGGAUUUCGAGCGGCAGAAGCAGUCUCUCAUCAACGAGACUGAGAAGGCUCGCCCUUCGUCGAACCGUUUCGUGGGCCAGAAUGACUCCAUGGAAGACACUCUCAAGAAGAGUACGGUUGGUCUGGUCAGGCUUGAGGAGUUCCAGCAGCGACGGAAGGAACUCGAGGAAGCGAAAGCCAGGGAAGCUGCGCGCACAAACGAACUGAAGUAUAAUUUGUUUAGAGAUGAACAGAAGAAAGCAAAGAAGCGGAAGAAGGCGGCCAAGUCUACGCUCUCGUUUGCCAUGGAUGACGAGGAGGGAGAGGUAGAAGGCGAGGGAGACGGCGACGACGGGGAGCAACCCAGUAAGCGGGCCAAGUCGCGCAAGAAUCCCAAUGUCGACACGUCCUUCUUGCCUGACCGGGAACGCGAGGAGGCUGAGCGACGUCAGCGGGAGCAGCUCCGGCAGGAAUGGCUGCGCAAGCAAGAUGAGAUGAAGCAGGAAGACAUUGAGAUCACUUACUCGUUCUGGGACGGCAGCGGUCAUCGAAAGAGUGUGAUGUGCAAGAAAGGCGAUGAUAUCGCUACCUUCUUGGAGAAGUGCAGACAGCAAUUGCCCGAGCUUCGAGGUGUCAGCGUUGACAACCUCAUGUACGUGAAGGAGGACUUGAUCAUUCCCCACCAUUAUACCUUCUACGACUUCAUAAUCAACAAAGCUCGCGGCAAGUCUGGGCCGCUGUUCAACUUCGACGUCCACGACGAUGUUCGUCUGCUAGCCGAUGCUACCAUCGAAAAGGACGAAUCUCAUGCAGGCAAGGUCGUGGAAAGGAGUUACUACCAGCGAAACAAGCAUAUAUUUCCUGCGUCUAGAUGGGAGGUCUAUGAUCCGGAGAAGAAAUACGGGAAGUACACCAUAGCGUAG